Messenger RNA from Planococcus citri (citrus mealybug), 6670 nucleotides. RefSeq names its product kinesin-related protein 4-like. The transcript has 9 exons. Gene Ontology annotation, molecular function: hydrolase activity, acting on glycosyl bonds. The record is from RefSeq and is a predicted model, not a curated record. Gene Ontology annotation, cellular component: membrane; extracellular matrix. Lineage: Eukaryota; Metazoa; Arthropoda; Insecta; Hemiptera; Pseudococcidae. The coding region runs from base 72 to 6554 and encodes 2160 amino acids.
CUAUCAUCUGUAACAUAAAAAUUAAUCGACGCGUUUAAUACGAAUAAGUAAUUCGGUAAAGUGACGUGAAAAUGAACACGAUUUCGAUAUGGGCGGCCAUAUCGGUCUUGUUGAGCGUUUUUCAUUUGAAUGGAGCAGCUCCGGGGUCUGCUCCUUUGGUUAAAUUGGCUUCUUAUCACAUCUUUAAAAAACCUAUUCAUACCGUGAGUGAUAAAUUCUUGAGCUUUACCGCUGAUCCGACUACCAUCUCUCAUGUCGCCGAAUGCUCAUUGAAUAAUUCCACUUUAAAUAUGGCCAAGAGUUUAACUCCUGCUUAUUUCCGAUUGGCUGGAGCCGACUCUAAUCAUUUUGUGUUCCAAAGUAAUCCGAACGUUAAUCAUUCCGAGCUCGCUACUAAACCAAAAAUAUUCUCAGUAUCGAACGAAAACUGGCUACAACUGAACAAUUUCUUAUCCAAAACUGGAAUGAACGUAAUAGCUUCGGUGAGUGGCGUCUCAGAACCAACAAAUAAAGACUGGGAUCUCAGCAAUACGCUGGAAUUAAUUACAUUCUCCGCUAAACACAACAUGAGCUUAGACUGGCAGCUCGGAUAUGAAUUGCAAAAGUUGACGUCGCCUGAUGGUAAACAGAUGGGUCGCGAUGUGACCAGAUUACGAAAAAUUCUCGACGUUUUCCCAAGAUAUCGUAAAAGUUUGAUCAUUGGACCGGAUAUGACUAGUUUCAAGUCGAAAAACGACGCCAUAUUUGUUAGAAAUUACCUGACCGAAGCUGGAGACUCCUUGAAUGUGUUCACCUGGCACCCGUUUGCCAAAAAAAGCGAAGAUAAUGAAAUACUAGAAAUGUUAUCGAACGGUAUGAACUCGAUGGAUAAUUAUUUAUGGAUCAAAGACGGUCUUAUGAAAUCUUCUUCCAAAGGAGUCGUUCCCAGAAAAGAAAUUUGGAUCGCUGAAUCUGAGAGCACCGAAACAGUCUCAAAUUUAACCGAUUCCAUGACCAUGCUAAUGAGGAUGGGAUCAGCAGCCAGAUUAGGAGCAUCUGUAUACUUGAGAAAACCACAUUUGCUAUCAUUUUACGAACCUACUCCGGAAUUUUGGACAUCUGUUCUAUACAAAUCACUAGUAGGCAGAACAGUCCUAGACAUCAAGCAAACCGCUGGAAAUGGCACCAACAAGGUCCACCUGUUCACUCACUGCACUAAAUUCAUCGAGAAACCCGAAGAAAGCAUUAUUAAUCCGGAAAUAUUGUACGAGCCGGGCUCCAUCACCGUUUACGGAGUAAACAUGGCUUCGGAAUCUACCAGAAUUUCGUUCAAAAUCGGAGUCAAAGGAGACGAAACUGCUCAUCUUUAUAUUUUAACUCAAGACAACUCGAAUGCUGAUUUUCCGAAAACCUUGCUAAACAGGCAGCCUUUAGGACUAUCUGCGGAAAAUGAGCUACCACUGAUAUCACCUCGAGUACGCGACUCUCCUAAAUACCUACUGAUCCCAGCACGUUCGAUAUUCUUCGUCGUAUUUCCCAACACAAAAUGUCGCUCUUGUAUGGAACACGAACAGCCAGACGCUUUCAAAACCAAGACCAAAAUACUCGAAGAAGAAGACCUGGACACGAGUACUUUCACCAGUAACGUACUCGAAGCCAUAGACGAAGAUGACGACCAUAACAACGUAUACGUCAGUUACCCAAAACGAACCGAAAAUGGUCUCCAAUUAUCCUCCGAUCCGUCCUCAAAAUCAUCCAUCAACGGCAAUAAAAUGGAUCAGUCGAAUCCGCAGAUGAACGUGAAAUACGUGACGUUCUCAGAUGAAACUUGGCUUAAUCCAUUCCCAGAAAAAUUCAAAGAUGUUGUAAACAAGGAGAAAGACGGAUCAUACGACGUGAAGGAUAAAAAUAAAGCCGGAAUGUAUCGCGUUUUGGCUCAAGCCAUGUUGGGUAAAAGAACCAGUCCGAAUACUCCGAAAGAAUCGCCAAAGGCUGAAAAUCCAGCAACGAGGUUUGUUUUUGAAGACGAAUCCGAGUCGAAUCAAUUUAAACGAGCUCUCAAAUACCCUAGUAGAUCGAGAAGGUCUUCGGAAUCUGCCCCAAAUGGAGAUGAACCAAUACCCGAUGGCAAUGAUGAGACUAUUGAUAUGGAUUUUCAUUUAGGUACCCUGGAGAGUGAUAAUAUAUAUUUAUACGAGGGAACGGGUAAUACUGAAACUAGCUGGUUAAGAAAUUUGGCUUUUUCUAACCUGACUGCGAUUCUAUUGCCUGAGGAUUUCGAUAUAAAGGAAGAUACCCUCAAUGAUAUGAUUCCAACAGGUGUCUUCUUUAAAACAUCAACUCUCGAAAAUAUGCUGAAAACUGCCACAAAUCAAAAUUCCAUUGAUAUAAAGAAUCAAACGCUUGUUUUGUACGUACAUGAUGUACAAGAAAAUGGAAAUGAAUGGUACAAAAAUCUGACUCAUUUAGAUUUUCCUUCAAAGUUGGACAUGACGAUGUUCAAUGACGAUAACUACAAACAAGUUAUUAAUGACAACAAUGUAAAUGAUGUCGUUUAUACAACCGUUUUAUUCAAAAAAUCAACAUUUAUAAAUCUACUUAAAACGGACAAAAGUAGAACGAAACGAGAAAUCAGCAAUGAAAAUUCCACCGGAUUCCAAGAAUCUGCUAAUUUAACCAGCUCGGCUAGUUCAUCAAUGAACAACUUAACUGCGGUGAAUUCCACCUUGAAUUCUACUGAUAUGAACGACCCAAUUGAUAAAAUAAUGGAUCACCUGGUCAAACUAGUACAACUCUUCCUUUCACUGGAUUCGGCUCCAAGACCACAAGAACAAAGCAAUGGAUUGAAUAACACGACCGGUAGUAAAACCCCGGGUAAAAUUUAUCGUGUUCUGACUCUAAGCAUGUUGAAUAAAAAGAAUACCCCGAAUGUAUUCCAAUAUUAUUUAGAAAAAUCUGAAAAACCUGUAACCCGAUUUAAGCUAGAUGAAGAUGUUGAAACAGAUGAAUUUAAAAAAGCUCUCAAAGAUUUCGAUAGAUUCAAAAGAUCACCACAGUCAACUCCAGAUAGUAAACUAGAAUUGAAAGAUGAAGUGGAGGAACUCACUUUUGGCAGUAAUGAUAUGAUCGAGCCAGAACAAAACAUCAUGAAACGUAAGGAAAAUUCCGAAUCUGAAGAUAUCACCUCGUAUUCGUCAGAUGAGCAAGAUGAUCUAGAAACUCACAAACGUUCAGCCUCCUCAAAAGUCUACGCAGUUCCAUUAACCGAGGAUGGUGUACGAGAGGCAAUGAGAAAUGGCGAAUUCAGGGAAACUAUUCCAAUCGUCACAUUUAUCAGAAAACACGAGCUCAAUGGAAUUGUUGGAGCUGCAAAUGACCGAAUCAAGAGAGAAGCAGUCACAGAAGAUGCUAUUAAUCUCAAAGUACCAGAUGAUUUGACUCCACCAACUUCUACUCCAUCAGCAGAUAAUUCUUCAAACCAAACAAACGAAAAGAUAACAACUACUUCCCAAACUACUCCGAAGGAAGAAAAGACAACAACAGAUUCAUCCAAUGAUAUGAUCGAACAAGUAGAUAAAUUAUUGAAAGAAGUUAAAAACCAAUCGAGCAAUCUUCCAAAGCUAAAUCUUCAGCAAAUAAACUCCUCAUUACCUGACCUAAUCAUGGCAUCUAGUGGUCCUGAAGUAUCUCGAGGAUUACGAGAAGUUGAAGAUGCUCCAGAAACUGGUGAUAAUAAUGUAGGACACAGACACCUAAAAACCAUCGAAAAAUCAAACACUAGACCAGUCAGCCCAUUCCCAAAGAAACCAAAAAAUGGUAAAUCCAAAUCAGUAAAAGCCAUCAAAGGACAAUCAUCCGAUAAUGUUCAACUGCCUCAUCAAACUGCAGCCACCUCUAGUACUUCAUCACCUUCAACCGAAUCAAUUGUUUCAUCAAAACGUGAAACACCCGAAGUUGUAUCUUCCAUUCAAAUAAAAUCAGCCGAACCUGCCAAAGAAGCUGCUGCUUCAGCGGAUGAUGACUCCGAAGAUGAUGAUUUGACCAAAGAUUUAAUAACAACAACGAGCAAAUUCCAAUCAGAAAUCACAAAGAAUCUGCAAGACGCUUCACAGACAACUCAAUCUAAGCAAAUUCCAACCGAAGAAGUAGUUUCAUCCAAAUUGGAAGACCCUGCUUUAAAAGAAGUGGUCUCUAAACCAAUUAGCCCAUUAAAUGAAUCCAAUCAAAGUUCGUCAAGUGGUGUUGAAAAUUCGGAUACAGUAGGAGGACCUCACAAAAAACUAUUUCCUUUAGACACGUCAAAAAGAAACAGAGCCAAAUCUAUCAGACCACUUUCACCAUCAGUCAAGAAACCAAAAGUAACACCCGAACAGCUACGUUUAUCCUAUGAGCAGAAAAGAAAGGAAUUAAUGCAAAAGCGUCUAGUUCGAUUGAAUGAAUUACGAAAUAUGCUUAAUAUGCCCUCUAUACCACAAUCACGUCUCCAUAAAAGAGAAGCCAAUAUGUUCACCGAUGCAUUUGACAGUACCAAAUCAUUUUUGUCAGAAUGGUGGGAAAACUUACGAAGUUGGGAUCCUAAAGAAUUUGAUAGGGCUGAAAAGACAGAAGAUGACGAAGAACCAGAAUCUGGACGUAAUAAAAGACAAGUCAAACAAGAUGCUAAUGGAUUAUUUUUCAUAUACUCGGGUAAUCCAUCCAACAAAACGGUUGCAGGUCCUCAAGUUUAUUCAGCAGAGACUAUUAAACAACUCAGAGAACGCGCAAAAGCUAGUUUAAGAGAUGAUUAUCCAAAAGCUGUAGAAAUAGAAGCUAUGAGAGCUCGAGCCAACCAACCUCGCAACAGAUUUUAUAGAGACCUUCACAAAACCAUGGAAAAAUUCAACGAGUUAAAGGAGCAAAAGCAAACACAUGCCAAUGAGCAUCGCCAAAAACUGAACAAACAUAUCGAAGAAAUGAAACAAAAAAUAUCCCAUCAUGCUUCUCGCAUCAGCCAUCGCAAUAAACGAGAUUUACAAGCUAUCCAAGACAAAAUCCACGAAAUGAAAGAAAAGCACCAAACACUUCGGGACGAACUCCGACAAAAACUAGCUAAAAAUAUUGAAGACAUCAAACAAAGAAGCUCUCAUCAUAAACCCAUCUUUGCCAAUCGUAACAAACGUGACGUACAAAGCAUCCAAGAUAAAAUCCACGAAUUGAAAGAAAAGUACCAAGCACUUCAGGACGAACUCCAACAAAUACUAGCUAAAAAUAUUGAAGAAAUAAAACAAAGAAGUUCUCAACAUAAACCCAUCUUCGCCGAUCGUAACAAACGUGACGUACAAAGCAUCCAAGAUAAGAUCAACGAAUUGAAAGAAAAGAACCAAGCACUUCGGGAUGAACUUCGACAAAAACUAGCAAAAGAUAUUGAAGAAAUCAAACAUAGAAGCUCUCAUCAUAAACCCAUCUUCGCCAAUCGUAACAAACGUGAUGCACAAAGCAUCCAAGAUAAAAUCAACGAAGCCCGCAAGAAGAAACAAGAACACCGUCAAGAAAUGCGUAAGAAAUUCGAAAACGAACACCCUGCUCCUCAAGUUGCUCCAAAAAUGAAAUCCAAACCCAGCAAAAUUGAUGAACCUCGAAAUCAAGCCGUUGAUCAGGCCAGAAGCGACGAACGACCUGCUCCUCAAAUUGUUCCAAAGCUGAAGAUCAAACCAUCUAAAAAAAUUGACGAACCUCAACAUCAGACCGUUGAUCCUGUCAAAACUGACGAACAUCCCACUCCACAUCCACAAACUAUUUCCAAACUGAAGAUCAAACCAGUUAAAACUGACGACCAUCAUAAGGCUACUCACACUCCGGCCAAAACUGAUGAGCCUCGUCAUCAUGCUGUUGAUCCUCCUGCCAAAUUAGAAGAACCUAAUCGCGAUAUUAAUUCUCCAGCUAAAUCGGAUGAAUCUCACCAUCAAGCUACCAAUCCUCCUGCCAAAUCAGAUGAAUCACAUCAUCAAGCUACCAUUCCAGCAGCUACAAAGAUAGACAAACCUCAAUCUCAUCGUGAAGUUGCUGACAAACUACCCAGAAAGAUUCACAAACCCGCUUCUACCAAAGAGAAAUCUCAUCGAGUACAUAAACGAGAACAAAAUGAAAAUCAAUUAGAGGAAAAAGUUACCUCACCUACAGAUCUGCAAAAAGAUCUUCAAUUCCGUUUAUUUGCCGAUCCUGAACUCAAUACUCCUCAAAGUAUGUUAGAAGAUGGUAAUUUCGAUGAACUGGAUCGUCUCAGAAGAUCUAUAAGUAAUAAUGAAAUAUUUGACGAAGAUGAUGAAACAGCACCAAAAAUUAAAAACAAAGAUCAAGAAGGUUUCCAUUUCCCAAAAUUCAAUAAAAUGGAUAAUUUCAUCAAGGAGAAAACUCCCUCUGCUUCUACUUUUAAUCCUUUGACGGACAUGAAAAAUGGUAAUUCGAAAAUUGAAAUUGCCCCCGAGAAUUCUGGAUCAUCACAAUCAAACCAAACUUGCCAACUGACGAAUUACAACGUGUUUAAAUAUUUGUGGUGCGUGGCCCAUAGAUUAUGGUACACUUAUAUCAGAGCUUAAAUUAAGCAUUAUUCAAUUGUGCAAUUUUUUUUACUAUUCUUCUAAUUUUUUGUAAAUACUUGUUUAAUUUAUUUUGAAUUUUUUCACUCAAUAAAACACAUUUAUAAUUUUUUUAA